ACAACGCUCAACGCUUUCCACUGCACAAAGAGAGCUAGCAGGCUGCAGUGGAGAGGUAUCUCUGUCUGCCAUGAAGAUAUCAGGGGUUUUCGUGAAGGCUGCUUUGGCCCUUUGCUGCUGCUUAGAGAUUGCCUUUGGAGUUCAGGUUGAUUGCAGCCAGUUUCCUAAUGUCGUUGGUGAGGAUGGGACAGUCUUGGUAGCUUGCCCAAGGAACAUAAGGCCAGUCUGUGGCACUGACGGUACCACGUACAGCAACGAGUGUGGGAUCUGCUUCCACAACCAUAAACACAAUGACACUGUGGAGAAGGCACAUGAUGGAGAAUGUGAGCGGAAACCUAUUGUGAUUGAUUGCAGUAAGUACCGAAGCAGUGUAGUAGAUGGUCAAGUCCUGGUAGCAUGCCCAAGGAUACUGGCACCAGUCUGUGGCUCAGAUGGCCUCACUUAUGACAAUGAAUGUGAGAUCUGCGCCUAUAAUGCAGUACAUGGGACUAACGUUAAGAAAAGCCAUGAGGGAAGGUGCACGGUGGAAAGUACUCCUGUUGACUGCAGCGUAUACCCGCGCAAUGCCGAAAGCGGGGGAACCAUUACAGCCUGCCCCUUAAACCUGCGUGAGAUCUGUGGGACAGACGGUGUCACCUACGGCAAUGACUGUCUGCUGUGUGCCCAUAAUGCCGAAUUUUCAGCUAAUGUUGCAAAGAAGCAUGACGGAAGGUGCUCAGAAGAAGUUCCCCAACUUGACUGCAGCCAGUACCCAGUUUCCACGCAGGAUGAUGGCAGCCAGGUGAUGGCCUGCACCAUGAUCUACUAUCCCGUCUGCGGCACUGAUGGUGUCACUUAUGCCAGCGAGUGUACCCUGUGUGCCAACAACCUGGAGCAUCAGGCCACUGUUGGCAAAAGAAAGAAUGGACGCUGUGAAGAGGAUAUUACGAAAGAGCAUUGCAAGGACUUCCAACAGCCCUCUCCUAUGUGUACCAUGGAAUAUAUGGCCCACUGUGGCUCUGAUGGCAAAACAUACGGCAACAGAUGUUUAUUCUGCAAUGCCUACCUGGAAAGCAACAGGACUCUGAACCUCAUGAGUAUGACUGAAUGCUAAGUGUGUGCUGAAGUCCAGCCCAGGAAGACAAAUUCCCUUGUAUGUGGCUUCCUAUGGGCUGAUCUUCCCCAACAGCUUUCCUUCAGUUUGUCUCGUUUCCUUAGCUCCUGAAACACUUCUUCAAUAAACUCUGCAACAUUUCUCUGUGUUAA
Molecule: messenger RNA, 1245 nt
Organism: Melopsittacus undulatus (budgerigar)
Lineage: Eukaryota; Metazoa; Chordata; Aves; Psittaciformes; Psittaculidae
Product: serine peptidase inhibitor Kazal type 5
Exons: 13
Coding region: 71-1093 (340 amino acids)
Molecular function (GO): protein binding; serine-type endopeptidase inhibitor activity
Source: RefSeq, a predicted model, not a curated record